AUGCCGCGCCGCAGCUACACCCCCGAAGCCUCCACCGCGCAACUACCAUCGCAGUCGCAUGCCAAUUCCAAACCACGCGAAUCGCGCGCCCACAAGAAACACCAUCGCUCCCACCGUUCGCGCUCCCCCCGUCGCGACGAAGACACCCACCACCACAAGCGCCACCGCUCGCGCUCACCCGCCGCACCACGACCCAUAGACCUACCCUACAAAGCCAAGCCGCUAUCAAAGCGCCACUACGACGACUACAAACCGCUCUUCCAAUCCUACCUCGACAUCCAGAAAAACAUCCAACUCGACAGCCUCGACGAGCGGGAGGUAAAGGGACGAUGGAAGAGCUUCGUCAGUCGCUGGAACCGGGGGGAGCUAGCGCGGAGCUGGUACGAUCCUUCGAUGCUGAAGACGGCGCAGGAGACUGUGCAGACGUAUCGUGCGACUUCUCCUGUAGCGCCCAGGAAAAGAGCGUCGCCGAGCUAUGCGCGGAAAGAAGAUGAAGCUUCAGACGCAAGCGACGACGACUUCGGUCCCGCGCCGCCUACGAACCUCCCCAGACACACCGGCCACGGUCCCACAAUCCCCAACAUGGACGACCUAACCCUCCGCAACGAACUCCUCUCCGAAGACCGCGCGCAUGGCCAAUCAAACUACAUAGACGACAUCCGACACGCCCGCAAAACGGAUCGGAAAUCGCAGAAAGAGGCUCUAGACGACCUCGUCCCCCGCGCGGACCCCAACUCUCGUGAACGCCAACUAGAGAAGAAGCGCGAAACAACAUCCACCCUAAACUCCUUCCGCGACGCCAAAGAAGCAGGUGAAGUCGACGUGCCCGAAUCAGAUCUCAUGGGCGACGACGGCAUCGAUGUGUAUAAGAAGAAAAAGAAGGAGCAAGAGAGGCAGAAGAACGAGAGGGAGAUACGACGCGAGGAGAUUGCGCGGGCGAGGGAGGCGGAGAGGAAUGAGAGACUAGCGGAACGAAGGGAGAAGGAGGCGGGGACUAUGGAGUUUUUGAGGAGAAUUGCUGCGGAGAGGUUUGGGUAG
This is a messenger RNA of Alternaria viburni, 1038 nucleotides long. RefSeq lists its product as uncharacterized. The coding region runs from base 1 to 1038 and encodes 345 amino acids. Lineage: Eukaryota; Fungi; Ascomycota; Dothideomycetes; Pleosporales; Pleosporaceae. The record is from RefSeq and is a predicted model, not a curated record. The transcript has a single exon.